This is a messenger RNA of Drosophila subobscura, 1611 nucleotides long. RefSeq lists its product as uncharacterized. The transcript has 2 exons. Bases 108 to 1523 code for a protein of 471 amino acids. Lineage: Eukaryota; Metazoa; Arthropoda; Insecta; Diptera; Drosophilidae. The record is from RefSeq and is a predicted model, not a curated record.
UGGAAUCUAAAAUUGUGUGUGAUCAAUGCUCUAAGUCCUUUAAAUUAAAAGAAUGGUAUGCUCAUUAUGAGGAAUGCUCGAACCGUUUAAAUGCUUUUGAAGUACUUAUGACCAAAGGGUCAAGCGAUCAAGAAGCAUCAACGUCAGGCGCAUCAAAACGUCGUAGAUUGGAGACUUCUAUUGAAAAACCCACUAUCACCUGUACAACUUGCGGUGAAAGUUACCCAACGUCCAGGGAAAUGCGUCAUAUAAUGUCAGAGAAACAUAAGAAUGCAACAGCAGCGCAACUCGAAGAUAAUGAAAAUGUUAUCGUAAUUUCAACAGAGUCACGAUUUCCGUUAAAAUCAUAUCGUGUUCGCUCUGAUAAAAGUGACCGGCUCGAUUUAAAAGAAUUUUAUAAUGAUUGCAAAGCGGACUUAACCAAAUUAGUGCGUUACUGUAUGAGUGAGUACGGGUCGGCUAAGUUCAAUCUAAAAGUAUAUGGACUGUAUGUCAAACAAACAGAUGAUGAAACCUUAUCGGAAACGAUGAAGCAUUUCGUGACAUCAUAUAAGUCUAUAUAUGCAAAUGAUGAGAUUGAUGAACAUCUAAAUGAGGCCGUUGACCUUUUAAUCACUCUAAGUAGUGAAUUCCAGGAGAAGGAUUCAGGUUGGGCAAUAAAAAAAUUUGAAUAUUUUGAGCUGACAAUAAUUAAAUUGGAGCAUAUCGCUGUAAAUAGAUUUAUACCAGCUCCCAAUAAAAUAAAAUCUCGAAAUGCAUUAAUAAAUGUUAAAAAUGAAGAUGAUUAUUGCUUCAAGUGGUCAAUUUUAGCAUCAUUUGCAUAUAGGCGGCACUUGAGCACUACAUUCUCAACUGCAAACCAAAAAAAAAAAAAAGCGCGAGAUAAGUUAACAAACCCUUCAUAUUAUCGAAUGAUAGACAUCAGACAAGACAUAAUUUGCUAUGACGGAGUGAGACUGGAUUUUUCUGGGAUUGAGUUUCCAAUCACAAACAAAGGAAUAAAGAGAUUUGAAUUAUCCAAUCCUAAUAUUAGCAUAAAUGUGUAUGAAAUCGAUGACAAUGGAAAGAACGUAGUAGGACCAACAGUGAGGACUAAAGGAAUUCGAGGACAUCACAUCAACCUAUUAGGAAUUAAUAAUGACUCUUUGCAAAUGAUGCAUUAUGCCUAUAUAACGUGCAUGAAAAAAUUAUGCUAUUCUCAACAUAAUAAAUCCCAUUGCUCUGCAUAUUUUUGUGAAAAUUGUUUACAAUUUUAUACUACCACAAAUACCACCCAUGACAAUAAAGAGUGCGGAAAAGUUGCUGCACAAUAUCCUACUCCAAAUACCAAAACGGUUUUUAAAAGUUUCAUCAAAAAACUAUCUCCCCCUGUGGUCAUUUAUGCUGAUAUCGAAGCUGUAUUGGAAAGUUUUCAUAGGAAUCUGAAUGAUCCCUUAAAAUCAUCUACCACUAUGGCUCAGAAGCAUACGGCAUGUGCAGUGUCAUUUUAUGUUGUACAUAACUAUAAUCAUCAUUUUAAAUGAGAUGUGGACAUAUGAAGGACCAGAUUGUAUCGAUCAAUUCUGCCAAGUGCUUCGAUCGAAAACCAUGGGACUUUAUGAGAAGUACUGG